Molecule: messenger RNA, 3286 nt
Organism: Tigriopus californicus
Lineage: Eukaryota; Metazoa; Arthropoda; Copepoda; Harpacticoida; Harpacticidae
Exons: 2
Coding region: 61-2289 (742 amino acids)
Source: RefSeq, a predicted model, not a curated record
AAACAGAUUGCUCUUUUUUUUUAAGCGUCGUACUAGUAUUGUCUUCUCAUUCAACCGAGAAUGGAACCCUGUCCAUCAUUAGACCACUCGCUUCUACAUUUGAUCAGAACUUCCUCCUUCACCGAAGAGAAUUCGCGCCCGGGGCCAAGUUGCGGUCGUGAACAAGGCAUAAUGUUCAAAAUCUCGUGGAUUUUUUCAAAAUUGCCAACUCCAAAUUCCGACGAGAUCGGAAGCCGCCGCAAUUUGGUCAAGUACGUUAACACGCAACCCAAGACCUAUGUUCGUGUCAGACAUCUCAUCUUGAGCCGUGAAAUCUGGAGUCAAAUGCCGCAUGAACUGGAAGUGGUGAAAGAAUUGACCAAGAUCCUUCACAACCAGCCGGGGUUAAAACUGGAGAGUCUCCAAAAAGUCAUUGACAAAGACAAAAUGAUGAAAAGCAGACUGAGGAAUCAGACGUGUACCCGCGCGUUUUUGCUUUUCUAUUCAGAUUAUUUUAUUAUUCAAGAAAAUGGAAUGGCCAUAGCUCGAAUCAAAUCAUAUUUCAUGACCGACUACGAGAGAAAGCAUACUGCGAAAAUCAACACACUUGCUGUUAUUGAAUUAAUUCAAGGGUAUAUCGCUCGACAAAAGACGAAGAAUUCACGUCCCAUCAAUCUGCCUAAAACGUAUGCCUACCUUCAAUCGCUGGGCUUUUUUGUCAACGUCAACGAGCUUCAGAAAUUCUUGCACACAUUCUAUCAAAGAUCCAAAAUAUCCAUUUGGAUAGAGCCUUCACACAUUGAACCAAGCGUUAUCCUCUCCAUGUUUAAAUGUGACGCCGUUGAAUUGGUCAGUGACACUUUGAGGAACUGGCCGAUUAGUUUGGACCUGAUCCAGAAAACGUUGGAGCUCCAAGGAGUUCCCUUGGACCACAAUAACCUGACAACUCUUAUCGAAGCACGUUUGCCUGACUAUGAAAUCCAGGAUGGGAUAGUUUUUCAAAAUCAUGAGCCCUACAUAGGGCCAGUUCAAGUUAUUUUAAAUGAGCGAUGUCCCAUUUUGGUCUCCGAAAUCCGGACAGAUCUGAUUUUCCAUGGAGUCGGUCUCUCAAGGAUAUUUUUGAGUGAAUUGGUUGUCCGAAGUCUUGACAAUUACUUCAUACAUCAAGGUCAAAUCUAUUUGCCAACCUCAAACAGUGCUCAAGGAGAUCUUAUGAUCUAUCAUGUUUUGAGCGAUGUGUAUUCCAUAUUAAAAAGCAAUGGUGAAGUGUUACUUCACGAUCUUGUUCUUCAAUUGGCCGCUAAAGGAACUGGAAUAACAAGUACGAAGCUGAAGACCAUGAUUGAUGAAUAUUCGAAUUGCUGUGUACGUGUUGGGAAUUAUGUGUCCUUGAAUGGUGGUCAAGGCCAAGGAAUUGAUCUUCAAUUUGAAGAGGUCGAAUUGACAAGGCAUAUGAAAUCCUUGAGUGCUCUUGCCAAUUGCAACUUGAUGCCGGACUUUAACCAGAGGAUGACUGACCAUCAAUCCGUUUUGAAAGGAGACGUUGAGGCUCAUGCGCUACCACACAAUAUCCUUUCAACAAAAGGAACUGCUGGGGAUAUAAAUGAGUUAACAUGCCAAUCAGCAAGGACCUUGAAAGAGUUGCUCACAUUGCAAGAGUUCUCAGUUUCUUCCCUUGAGACCUUUGAAGUUCAGGUCAACCAACAUGAAACUACUUUGGCAACUAUCCCUGAAGCACAAGACGCCGAGUCUGAAUCGGAAGACCCUGCCUCUGAAGCAACCGAUCCCGAUGAGGGCAAGGAUGAAGCGGGCACAAAUGAUGUCAUGCAAAACCUCAAUGGAUUGACCUCACAUUUUGAUGAAAUUUUGGAAAUGAAGAUGGGCAAUCCGGAAUUCCUGCCAAAUAAUUUGUUAGAAGAGAUAGAUCCAAUCAAAACUUCUGGCAAUGACGAGGAAAUGCCAACGAAUGAGUUAUCAACUGUUCCUCAAUCUAAAGAUCCUGUGAAACAACUUGAAGAUGUAGAUGGCUUGACAACAGUUCACAGAGAGACAAUUGCCGAAACGGACCUUACUCACCAAAGUAGUCUUAACUUGGAGGGGACUUACCAAAAGUGGUAUAACUUUGAUUUGACAGUAGAAGAGGCUAUUGAAAUGACAACAGAGUGGUCUGAAUUUGAGAAUACUGAAUGCUUGAAGUCCAUGAAUUCGUCACAGGAAUGGGCGGAACGAGCCCCAAUUACUCCUUUCGAACAAUUAUUUCAGCAAGAGGCAAAUAUCAAUCGUAGGAUAACCCAUUGUAUUCUAGUGUAACUUGCUACAAAUUCAGCGAUGGCAAAAAUCGACUCUGAAGGAAUUUCUACCAUUUUCUAGCAUCUCAUGGCAGAGAGUGGUCCAAAAUGGCCGCUGGUGCUCGAUAUGCUUGACCUAAAUAUAAAAAGAUUGUGAAUGAUAUAAGACAAUAACGGCAUGAUCCAUGCAUCCAAAUGGGCCCAAUUUAAAAGUGCACUUAAAUCUGAGUAAUUCCCUAAACAUUGUGAUACACGAGGUUUGUUUUUCUUAUUUAGCAACUAAAUUAUUAUCCACGAGCUUCAAAUUGCAGCCAAAACAUUUGUAUAUCUAGUCAUUCACUUCGGAAUGAUAUUUAGAUCUGUCAGACGAACAAUCUCGGUUAUUAACAAGUCAUUUUGACUAAAAAAAAUUAGCCUCAUGGCAACCCUGCUCAUGAUCGCUUGAUGCUGUAAAAUUCAAGCUCCAUUCAGACUCGAGUGAUAUAUCUUGAUUUGUGUCUUGCUUCAAUGCAAAAAACCCUCCCAGCAUGUUAAGGCUACAGACAAACAUGAAAACGAAUUGAAAACGUAUGUUAGUGUGAUAAAAAGGUGAUUUCAAUGAGUCAGAAGAUUUCUAAUUUUCCCCAUUUUCUGCCCUUUAUUUUGAACCAGUUUCUGCCAUUUUCUGCAACAAUUUUCUGCGAGGUGGUCGAAAAUGGUCUUUGAUAAUUUCCCAUCCAUGGCUACAAUAGAUCCAAGUUUUGUCAUAUCAAAUUAUUGAUUUUUUUCGAACGAUUUGGAAAUCCCACACUUGCUCUUCGCUCAGUUUUGAUACAAGCAAUGGAGAUGUAUGUGUCCAAGAAUUAUCGCCUAUUCUAUUCUCAGUUAGCCAUAUAAUACUGCGUGCAUUGAGCUGGUCAUUGACUGUCAUUAUUUUUCUUUGGAUUGUUAGCUAUGCUCUAAAGCCAUGUGAUCUGAAAUAAAGGUUAACCGGGGCUAACUAGCACAGGUCUGUUAGUUCAUGUUAUUAAGGUAAAGUU